Messenger RNA from Musa acuminata AAA Group (dessert banana), 2988 nucleotides. RefSeq names its product putative disease resistance protein RGA1. Gene Ontology annotation, molecular function: ADP binding. Gene Ontology annotation, biological process: defense response to fungus. The coding region runs from base 1 to 2988 and encodes 995 amino acids. The transcript has 2 exons. The record is from RefSeq and is a predicted model, not a curated record. NCBI's taxonomy places the organism in Eukaryota, Viridiplantae, Streptophyta, Magnoliopsida, Zingiberales, Musaceae.
AUGUCGUUCGUACUGACAGCCUUGGGAUGGCUCGGUGAGCACUUCAUCGGGAGCUUGGUCGAAAAGUUAGCAGAUUUUACGGUGCAGUUUGGGGCGGAGGAGGGGCUGCAAGAUGAUCUCAUCAAGCUAAAGACUUCCCUGCACCAGAUUCAGUUCACCAUCAUCCAAGCCGAGAAUAUCUGGAUCCAAGAUCAGGAGUGGAGAGGGAGAUUCAAUGAGUUGCUGAUCCAGCUCAAGGACGAGGCCUACGAUGCUGACCACUUACUGGACGAGUUCCACUUCCGAGUUCUGCAACAGCAGGCGGAGCAACGAGGAGACAAGGCAAGUCACCAAUCAUCUUCUUCUUCUAGUCUCCCUCCGAGGAAAAAGAGAAUACUUUCAUUGCUUGGUGGUGUUACCAUCGGCUUUUUCGGUAGAGAAAAUAAUGACGACGAUGUGAACAGAGUAAGGGAAAUCAAAGGGAGGUUAGAUAGACUUGCAGAUGCAUUCCGGAUCGUCAUGGCUUCGUUAGAUGCAGACGGCAGAAGAAUCAAACAGCUGGAAACAUCGGAGACUCGAAGAACAACUUCCGUUCCAAUUGCGACUCAAAUGUUCGGACGGGACAAAGAGCUGAAAGAACUCGUAGAACUGCUGUUGCAAUCGCCCCAUGGAUCCCCUGCUAGCAACCAUAGCGUCUCUGUCUUGGCAAUUGUCGGCAUCGGCGGGGUCGGAAAGACUACUCUUUCUCAGCUUGCAUGCAUCCACGAGAGCAUGGAGAAAUAUUUCAGACAUAUGAUUUGGGUGUGUGUAUCUGGCGACUUCAGCGUGGAAAGGAUUACCAAAGAGAUCGUCGAGUCUGCAACCCAGAGAAAGUGUGAUUCCAUGAAUUUUGACACCCUUCAAAAGAAUCUUAAGCGGUUGACAUCAGAUCGAUUUCUACUCGUCCUCGAUGACGUGCGCAAUGCGGAGAAACACAAAUGGGAGAGCUUGUGUGCGCCAUUGAGAUGGGGAGUAGCGGGCAGCAAGAUUUUGGUGACGACUCGCUCGACAAAGAUCGCAGACAUAGUCGGCGGCGAGCAACCGAUCCAUCUAAAAUGCCUGGACGAGGAGAGCUGCUGGGAAUUCUUCAAGAAGUGUGCAUUCGGAUCACAAAACCCCGGAGACCAUCCACAGCUGGAAGCCAUUGCCAAGAAGAUCGUUCGCAAGCUGGGCGGGUUGCCACUUGCAGCAAGAACGCUGGGGGCGCUGUUGAGUGAGAGGAUGGAAGAGCAGCAUUGGAGAAGCAUCAUGGAGUGUGAAAUCUGGGAACUACCACAAGACGAAGAUGAUGUCCUGCCAGUCCUCCAGAUAAGCUACCAAGGGCUUCAUCGAACCCCCAGGAAACAUGAGGAUGGAGGAUUUGGAAAGCUAACUUCUCUUCAAGAACUAACAGCAUUCAGUGUGCUGAAGGAUCAGGGGCACCAAAUCGCACAACUCAGCGGUUUGACGCAGCUCCACGGAACCCUUUGGAUUAGAAAUCUGGAGAACGUUGGGAGCAAAGAGGAAGCAAGAAAGGCUGGACUGAACAAUAAAGCUUACCUCGUUGAAUUAGAGCUCGAAUGGGUGUCUGACCAACACUCCAACUUGCAGAACAACCAGUUGCUUGUCUCUGAGGAGAUACUUGAAGGUCUGCAGCCACAUCAAGCUCUCAAAAGACUGGUAAUCAGAGGGUACAAUGGUGCCAGAUCUCCGAGUUGGCUGGAGGCAAAACUGCUACCCAACUUGGAAAUACUUACACUACAAAACUGUAAAAGAUGGAAUGAUUUUUCAUGCAUCGGACCGAUCCCGCGUCUCAAGGUCCUUCUCAUGGAGGGCAUGUCGGCAGAGAAAGUGACAGGCCAUGACUUCUUUGGUGCAACAGAACAGGGCAAGUGUUUCCCUAUGUUGGAAGAGCUUGUGUUCGGAGACAUGGCGGCAUUGGAAGAGUUGUCUUGGAACGAUGGCGGAGCAUUGUUUCCCUGCCUGAGUAAACUCGAAAUACAAGAAUGCGCCAAGCUUCAGAGGUUGUCUCCUCUUCCUCCUUCGCUUACAAAACUUCAGUUAGGACAAGUUGGGUCGACAGAAUUUACCGGACUAUGGGAAGGAAUCGAUGGAAGCAGCAUGAUUCCGGAGAGCAACCUACGAAAUAUCAAAACUAUUGACAUAUGGGGAUGUGAAGAACUAGUGUCGCUGCCGGUGAAGAGGUUUAGAGAACUCACCUCCCUCGAGAACCUGUCAAUACAAAGCUGCCCCGUGCUCAUGAGCAUGACACGAGAUGAGGACAUUGAACUACUGCUGCCGCCCUCAGUGAAGCAACUAGAUUUGAUCGACUGUGGGGAUCUCGGCAAAUCCCUGCCUGCCUGCCUGCACAACGUCACCUCGCUGACCAAAUUGGAGAUAGGUGGAUGUCCAUACUUGAUGUCUCUUCCAAGGGAGCAGAUGCUCCACCUGAAACAACUCCAAUGUCUGAGCAUCAAGCAUUGUGACGAGUUGACAUCUGUGGAGGGGCUACGAGUUCUCAACUCCCUCAGAUUUUUGACCAUCCUCAGAUGCCCCAAGCUUCUGGUGAACGAAGGGGACCGGCAAGGGGAGGUCUUGCCACUGGAGCAAUUAGAAGUCGACGACACUGCGCUGCUCAAACUGUGGCCCAUAAGAGAUGCGCUGCAGUCGGUCCGUCGUCUCGCAAUCAAAUCCUCACCACAAACGGCGAUGUUCGACGGGGAGGAGCAGGAGUUGCUCCGAAGCCUCACGGCUGUCAGAAACCUGCAAUUCUCCUGUUGCGGGAAUCUCCAAACCCUGCCGACAGAGUUGCAUACCAUUCCAUUCCUUCGGACGUUAUGGAUCGAAGAAUGUCCGGAGAUCCGAUCGCUGCCGGAGAAGGGGCUGCCCACGUCCCUCACGUAUCUACAAUUCGACAGUUGCCAUCCCAUGUUGACGGAGCAGCUGGAAAAGCAGGUGGCGGAGAUGAAGAGCUCAGGUCGAUGGUGGUAA